UCUCAAUGGUUAUGCUUUCAUAAAUAUCGCGUAACUAAUCUCGUUACUCUUGUUCCUGUACUGUAAUAAUAUGGUAGUAACUCGGCAUCUUAUAUUGUGGUCGCUUUAUCAGAUUUAACCCCUGCUUAAACCUUGAAAGAUCAGUUGGCUAAAAGAUCAAAGUGUUCUUUCUUCCACACUCUAAAAGUCAAGCGAAAAAAAUGAAAGUUAUUUACAAUUUCUGUCCACAGUUAUCUCCGUAAUGUUACGUCACUACGCCCUCAGGAAUGUACCCAAAAAUUCACUAAUAUGUGAAAAAAAUGUUUAAUUGGUCCGGUGUCCUAAAGGUGUAACGGAUUACUUGAUAGCGCAUGCAUUUUUUCCUUAUUUAUCCCCUUUUUCUACAAAAAAAACACUCAAAAAUGUUGUGAAAAAUGCGUACUAUGCACAGUUAUCUCACAGAGUUCACUGAUCUCAUCCAAAUUUUGUGCGAGGAGUGCCCGCGUGGACGAUAUGACGUCAUAUCCGCGCUAGGCGUCGCGGGAAGAUUAAAGCGCGGGAACUUGUGAACAAAAUGGCUGAACAAGAAGGAUCGCAAAAUUCUCAAUAUAACCAAAAUGAUUUACCAGAAUUACUAAAGCAAUACUACAAACGAGUAUUUCCCUAUAAAUUGUAUUAUCAGUGGCUCAGUUAUGGCGAGGCUGGUCGUUCAAGAUAUUUUGCCCAUCGUGAGUUUUCUUUCACUCUGAAAGAUGAUAUCUACAUCCGAUAUCAAUCAUUUACUGAUCAAAAUGACAUGGAGAAAGAAAUUCAAAAAAGAUGCCCUCAUAAGAUUGAUAUUGGUGCUGUCUUUUCUCUGAAGCCUAAAGAUAACAAAUUGUCAAAAGCAAGCAAUUUCCGCGCAGAAGAAAGAGAACUGGUUUUUGAUAUUGAUAUGACGGAUUACGAUGAAGUCAGAACAUGUUGUUCGGGAGCAGCUAUCUGCCAGAGAUGUUGGCCAUUUAUGAAGAUUGCGAUGAGAAUUGUUGAUAGGGCAUUAAAAGAGGACUUUGGGUUUGAACAUCGUCUUUGGGUAUACAGUGGUCGCCGAGGCGUUCAUUGUUGGGUUUGUGAUGAAACUGCUCGGAAGUUAUCCCAGGGUGCAAGGUCGGCCAUUGCAGAGUAUCUCAGUGUUAUAAAGGGAGGAGAGAAUCAAGUGAAAAAGGUUCAUUUUUCAUCAAAGCUUCAUCCUUCACUAAACCGAGCAUUAAGAAUAUUGGAAAAGUAUUUUCCGUCGCUGAUGUUGAAAGACCAAGACAUUUUAUCAAAUGAGGAAUCCUGGAAGAACGUUUUAGCGUUGGUCCCUAUGGAAACGACCCAAAAUAAACUCGAGGAAUCCUGGAAAAAACAGGAUAGAACAUCCACGCAGAGAUGGGAAGAAUUGGAAAUUGAAUUGGGUAGUGGGAUGAAGAAAUAUCGUGAGGAAAUCAUGUUCCAAUAUUGCUACCCAAGACUUGAUGUCAAUGUUACGAAAGGACUUAAUCAUUUGCUCAAAAGUCCGUUUUGCAUUCACCCUAAAACAGGACGGGUCUGCGUUCCUAUUGAUAUCGACAAAGUUGAUAGCUUUGAUCCUUUUGAAGUACCCACAAUAAGCGAACUUUGUCAGGAAAUUGACGACACCGGCAAAAACACGCCGAUUAAUGAAAGCCAACAAUCUGAAUCUCAGACAUCCAAAGGAUACAAGAGCGCUUUACUGGAAAGCAGCAUGAAAGUUUUCGAGAAAUUCUUGCAAAAACUCGCCGUGGAAAACCAGAGACGGAACAGGGACAAGAGAAAGGAAAACGAGAAGACGACGGAAUGGUGAAUAUUUAUUUCACAUGCAAUAAGAACGUUCCAAGUGAGAAGAUAAGUUCAUAUAUCAUGUUUGGUCUAUUGUGAAAUAUUGAAGAAACUAGAAAGUGAUUUUACAUCCACUUUACUCAUGAAAAUUGAGGACAUUCUCGAAUAUUUGAUUGACAUUGGUUAAGACGUUGAAAUUGGAAUGUGAUAAUAGGAAUU
Dendronephthya gigantea is the source of this 2016-nucleotide messenger RNA. RefSeq names its product DNA primase small subunit-like. Lineage: Eukaryota; Metazoa; Cnidaria; Anthozoa; Malacalcyonacea; Nephtheidae. The transcript is spliced from 12 exons. Gene Ontology annotation, biological process: DNA replication, synthesis of primer. The record is from RefSeq and is a predicted model, not a curated record. Bases 554 to 1822 code for a protein of 422 amino acids. Gene Ontology annotation, cellular component: alpha DNA polymerase:primase complex.